GCGUGGUGUUGAUUUGACAGUUUCCCCUCCACUGUGGUUGACUGUUAAAAACAUUGUGUCACUACAGUGAGUCACACAGAUGCAAGACAGUGCAGGGAGAAGACACAGCUACAGACGUACAAUAGAGUUGAGGUUAGAAAUAGAAGUUAUUGUAUUUGACCACAAGUGUGUUAAGAUGUCAGAGGGAGUCUAUGAAAACGAUGAGCCUGAAGCAAUGAAGAACACAGACAUUGAUGGCCAAUUAUAUGGCAACGUAGGAGCCUUCAAGCCCAGUACAAGAGAUGGAGUUGUUGCUUCAGUACCUGUGUCCACAGAACCUGAUAACUCAGGGAAGAGAUCCUCCAGAGUUGCUGCAGUGUGUCUGGGGCUGCUGUGUGUUCUACUUGCUGGGAUCAUAGGCCUGUCUGUCUACUAUUAUGGGAUUUAUAAGGGUUUCUUAGCCUAUACAACCAACUCAUCUGCAGAGAGAGACCAGCUACAGACCAGCUACAACAACCUGACUACUGAGAGAGGCCAGCUACAGACCAGCUACAACAACCUGACUACUGAGAGAGACCAGCUACAGACCAGUUACAACAACCUGGCUAAACAGAUAGAACAGCUACAGACUGAGAGAGAUUUUCUUAGGGGGUGGCUUACCAAGUGCAAACAAACCUGUCCUGCUGGCUGGCAGAAGUUUGAAUCCAGCUGGUACUUCCUGUCUACUGAGACUAAAACCUGGAAGGAGAGCAGAGAGGAUUGUCUGGAGAGAGGAGCAGACCUGGUGAUCAUAAACAGUGAUAAGGAACAGAAAUUUCUCUUCGACCUCAAGAGGAGAGUCUGGAUUGGUCUGACCGAUUCGGUUAAUGAGGGGACCUGGAAAUGGGUGGACGGCACCCCACUGACCACAGGGUACUGCCAAUUACGCACUCUGCUACAGAAACCCAUACCACAACAUAUGGAGUCAGCAGAAGCAGGUGCCCCUGGAAAAGGGGUGAAGGAGCGCGCCCAGGAGCAUGUGGCGAUGCUCCACCAUCUCGGCGCCCGCCAUGGACCACGUUGUCCAAAACAUGGACCCUGGGAGAGACAGGGAGUUCCUCCAGCACCUCAACCGGGGUCUCCACUACUCGCCCCCACUUCACCCGGUCCCAGUGGGAUUCGUCUCGACCUUCCCCGGGAGUACGAUGGGACGGCUGCAUGCUGCCAGGGUUUCGACCUGUAUAUGGCAACCGACCACCCGGCUCCUUCAGGCAGUGAGAAGGUGUCCGCCCUCGUCUCGUGCCUCUCUGGGAAAGCCUUCAAGUGGGCCAAUGCCAUGUGCGGAGAAAGAGAUGCGGCAGUGGCCCAUUUCGAGGAUUUCACCUGCCGCUUCCGGGCAGUCUUCGACCACCCACCCAAGGGUAGAGCGGCGGGUGAAUGUCUCUUCCAUCUGAGGCAGGGGACGAGGAGCGCCCAGGAGUUCGCCAUGGAUUUUCGGACCCUGGCUGCCGGCUCUGGUUGGAACGAUAGGGCCCUCAUCGACCUCUAUCGCUGCAGUUUGCGCAAGGAUGUCCGUCGGGACACCGCCGCUCCGGUGCCCAUGAAACUGGGGGGUCCUGUACGCAGGGAGACUGGAGGAGGUUCCGUCUCGUGCACCAGCUGUGGCCGCAGAGGUUACAUUAUUGCUCAAGCUAACCCUUCCUCCUGGAAUGCCCAGGAAUAUGCCCACAACACCCUCAUCAACGCCUCAUCAG
Messenger RNA from Oncorhynchus kisutch (coho salmon), 1712 nucleotides. RefSeq lists its product as uncharacterized. NCBI's taxonomy places the organism in Eukaryota, Metazoa, Chordata, Actinopteri, Salmoniformes, Salmonidae. The transcript has 10 exons. The annotation marks the transcript as partial. The record is from RefSeq and is a predicted model, not a curated record.